Molecule: messenger RNA, 1591 nt
Organism: Calypte anna (Anna's hummingbird)
Lineage: Eukaryota; Metazoa; Chordata; Aves; Apodiformes; Trochilidae
Gene: RCN2
Product: reticulocalbin 2
Exons: 7
Coding region: 19-939 (306 amino acids)
Cellular component (GO): endoplasmic reticulum
Molecular function (GO): calcium ion binding
Source: RefSeq, a predicted model, not a curated record
CUCUCCUCGGCGGCCGGGAUGCGGCGGCGGUCGGUGCUUCUGGCGCUGGGCCUGGCCCUGGCGGCGCUGGGCGCGGCGGGCGGGGAGCACCGCGCCGAAUACGACCGGGAGGCCCUGCUGGGAGGACAGGAGGAGGCGGAGGAGUACGCGCGGCUGAGCCCGGAAGAGCAGCAGCGGCGGCUGAGGGCCAUCGUCAGGAAGAUCGACACGGAGGCGGACGGGCUCCUCACGGCGGAUGAGCUGAGUGCCUGGAUACAGCAAUCUUUCAAACAUUAUGUUACCCAAGAAGCUAAGCAACACUUCAAUGACUAUGACAAAGAUGGUGAUGGAUUGGUGUCUUGGAAGGAGUAUAAUUUGCAAAUGUAUGAUCGUGUAAUUGAUUUUGAUGAGGAGACUGUGCUGGAGGAUCAAGAAGAGGAAUCAUUCCGACAGCUUCAUUUAAAGGAGAAAAAGCGUUUUGAAAAAGCUAACAGAGAUGAUAAUCCGUAUCUAAACGUGGAGGAAUAUAUUGCUUUUGAACAUCCUGAAGAAGUGGAGUAUAUGACGGACUUUGUCAUUCAGGAGGCUUUAGAAGAGCAUGAUAAAGAUGGUGAUGGAUUUGUUAGCCUGGAAGAAUUCCUUGGUGAUUACAGAAGAGACCCAACUGCAAGGGAAGAUCCAGAAUGGAUACUUGUUGAGAAGGAUCGGUUUGUGAAUGACUAUGACAAGGAUAAUGAUGGAAAACUCAACCGUCAGGAGCUGUUGUCUUGGAUAGUACCUAAUAAUCAAGGGAUUGCAGAGGAGGAGGCUCUCCACCUUAUUGAAGAAAUGGAUUUGAAUGAUGAUAAAAAGCUUUCUGAAGCAGAAAUUCUUAAGAACCAGGAUUUGUUCCUGAACAGUGAGGCGACGGAUUAUGGGAGGCAGCUUCAUGAUGAACGUUUCUACCAUGAAGAACUUUAGGUUAUUUAUUUUGUGAUCUGUUUUUCUUCCCUUUCUUUCAUUUGGAACUUCUGUUAAAAGCACCCAUCGGCUAUGUCACAAGUUGUAUUCUGUAACUAUGGUACACUAAUGUUUGUGUAAAUAAUUUGCAUUCAAAAAUUGGUUGUCCUCCUGCAGACUCGCUGGGCCUUUUCUAGCCUUCAAAAUUAAUCUUAAAUACUGACUUCCAAAAUCCUAUAGUGUUGGGAAAGGUAUUCCUUAAGGUGCAGUACUGCAGUGUGAAGGGUUGUUUUACUCUACGUGGAAGAAAAUGAAGAAUCUAAAGGAUUCUGAAAGAAUGCAAAACAGUAACUGAGAGACUACUAUUUUUUCUAAUUGGUUUAACUAGGGAAGGGGUUGAAGAAGAUGGGGAGAUGUUUACAGUCAGUAUUAACUGUGUUUUAUUUAAUACGUUUGGAGAAACACUUAGAUUAAUGCCUCAAUUGUUUAAGAGGUUUCUACUUAAUUUUUAAAUGGUUUGUAUACUGUGUUUUCAUAUCAUAAAACUUGCUAUUUUUACAUCAGUAGACAGUAAUUGUUUUUAAUGUACAAUUCUACAGCGUUAGCAAUACAAUGGUAUUUUCCAGUGUUAAGACUCUCGUUAUUUGUUGGAUUAAAACUUAAAAUAUUCUGU